Molecule: messenger RNA, 1010 nt
Organism: Dermacentor andersoni
Lineage: Eukaryota; Metazoa; Arthropoda; Arachnida; Ixodida; Ixodidae
Product: homologous-pairing protein 2 homolog
Biological process (GO): homologous chromosome pairing at meiosis; meiotic strand invasion involved in reciprocal meiotic recombination; meiotic joint molecule formation
Cellular component (GO): condensed nuclear chromosome; DNA recombinase auxiliary factor complex
Molecular function (GO): recombinase activator activity; double-stranded DNA binding
Source: RefSeq, a predicted model, not a curated record
GGUAUCCGGUAACUUACAGGCGCAUGUUUUCACGCCUUUGAAAGUUAACUUGCCCGUUCCACUGCCUAGUGUGCUUUCGAAACUACGGAGUGUAGACGUGUACGUGAAUUAUGCGGCUGCCACUUCAUUCCUGUGGAAUUUAGCAUGCUCGACGCCAAAAUCAACUGAGCAGCUCACGGUCUCGUGGACUCCUACGGCGUCGCACAACGGCGAGGUACGCUGGGCGACUGUUUCGGUCACAGUUUCGUGUUAUCUGUAGCUCGCAAUGAGCAAGUCUAAAGAAGCGUCGGUAGAAAAGGCUAUCCUCGACUACGUCAAAGCUCAGAACCGGCCCUACAGCUCCAACGACAUCUUUAACAACCUCCAUAAGGAGCACGGAAAGACUGCCGUAGUGCGAGCGCUGGAGCAACUCGCGCAGGACGACAAGAUCAAAGAGAAGACUUACGGAAAGCAGAAGAUAUACUUCGCCAACCAGGAUGAAUUCCCCAACGUUGCAGAGGCAGAGCUAUCUUCUAUGGACCAAGAGAUCAGCGACCUCAACGCUAAGCACCAGGAGUUGACGCGACAGCUGCAGACCCGGGAGUCGCAGCUGAGCGCAUUGAGUCAGAGCUUGACGACGGAACAGCUCAAAGAAAAGAUCGCGUCCACCACUGCGGAACAUGAAAGGCUGAAAGCGAGACUAGAUAAGCUUACCUCCAAUACGAACUUCGUCGAGCCGGAAGUGAAGGACCGCAUUCUCAAAGACAACGAGACAUUCGUGAAGGAAUGGCGCAAGAGAAAGCGCUUGGCAAACGACAUGAUUGAUGCCAUUCUUGAAGGCUAUCCUAAAGGGAAGAAAGCCCUCAUCGAAGAAACUGGCGUCGAGACAGACGAAGACGUCAAUGUGUCUGUGCCAAAGUAGACAAGGGAAACACGUAUGGUGUUUAAUUGCUAUGUUUAGAAGUUUUUUCCUUCAGUAUUUAUUUCAUGUUGGCGUACGACAAAGUAUUGAAUUAAAGACGAAAACAGUU